AGCCACAAUGUCUUCGCCAAUAAUUAUCGUUAGCGACUCAUCAGGCGCCACUUAGCUGGACGAUCUGCAGGUAUCUCGCAAUUUGACUCUCGAACCUCCCUAAACGGGAUAGUUAGUGAGCCUCUAACACGUCAGUUGCGUGCACGGUCCAAGCGUAUUAUUCCAUGGGGUGUCUCACGUUCAAAAAGUAAAGAAAUUGACCGCUGGAGUUGUGAUCCAAAGGCACUCUCCGCUUCACCUCGAGGAGAUUGACACCUGCAGCUUGAGCAUCUGCCAUUGGGCGAACAAGCAAACAUGGUCACAACAGUCUUCGCAGACUCGUCGGGUUUUGUACCGCAAGGACUCGAUCCCGCUACAAACAAGGAGCUGUUGGAAAUAUGGACCCGUGUUCAGAGUCGAGUGUUGGCGCUAGCCGAUGGGGACCAGCGCAAGAUUAGGCCGCUCGGUGUGAACGACGUGCUGUCGCACCUUGACGCGGCGCAGAAGAAAGACAAGGUGUCUUCUUGGAAGCUCCAGGCCAUUAAAGACUCAUUCAACAAAACUUUACUGUUCAUCCAAACGGUGGGCAGUAUAGCAGCGGGCGCUGCGUCCCAGGUAUGGCUUUCUCCAGUGUGGCUAAGUAGAUACGAGCUAACGGUCGGGAAGGCGUUUGGACCCUCAGAGCUAUGUUUCAAUGCACUCAAUUUUGUGAUCCAAGCAUGGCAGGGUUACCAAGGCAUUUUCGAAGAAUUAGCCGGGCUGCUGGAGAAAUGUACCGAAUAUCUAGGCCGCUUAGAGUACCACGUCCACGGCGGUAUGGACGCGAAAUUGAGUAAAGUCGCGUGCCAGCACUUGCUCCUCUUCGUGGAAAUUUGCGAUCAAACUGUUAAACUGCGCUCAAAGAGAAGAAAACUGCUUGCGGGGGCCAAAAUAUUGUUCCUACAGGAUAAUGGGGUCAAUGAUUUGCUAACCAGGAUGGAGAGUCUCGUAGAUAAAGAGAAUCGCCUGGUGGUUGCGCAGACAUUUGCGCUUGCCUCAGACGCUGCAACCAACUCGAAGGCGAAUCUCUCUCUCAUGCAGGGUCUUGUGGAUUCGUUUGCAGAGGACAGAGCUGAACAGAAAAAGGAAAAAGAUAAACAAUACAGGGAGCAAGUUGUCCUGAAGGCGCUGGCGUUUGAUGAGACCAAGAUGAAUCAAGAAAGCGGAGAGCCCGAAGCUUUCUGGCAGACGAUCUAUCGCAACUAUCUCAGGCAGCGUGUAAGGGGCACCGGCGAAUGGAUUUUCAGCGAACACAAAUAUGUUGCAUGGGAGAAAGGACAGUCCGGUCGACCUAUCCUGGCUAUUGCAGGUGGUGAAGGAACUGGAAAGAGCUUCCUCACGUCCACUAUCAUUAAGCGUCUUAAUCAGAGGAAGACCACGGAGAGUUCCGACCGUAGAAUCUCAACGGGCUAUUAUUUUCUGGAGGGGAAUUCUCGGGAUGAGCUGAAAAAUGCAACCAACCUCGAGACUGUCGCAAAGUCACUCGUUUGGCAGUUCUGUCAGUCUGAGCGGAUCUAUCUCAAGUCCGUCGCCCAAAUCUGUGAACGCUAUAGAGAGAUCGACCCGGCAGAUAUUUCAAAGCACUUGAUCUUUGGUAAUAGGGAUCUGGCCAACAUGAACAUCACAUUUUAUAUUGUCAUUGAUGGAUUGGGUGACACGGUUGGAGAGGGCUUGGUCAGGUUUUUACAGAGAGCUUCCAUACCCAUGCCCGGUCGCGACAUUCGCGUUCUCGUAACCGGGGAUCUUAGAUGCUUUGAACAGUUAAGCAAAACGGGGAAUGUCUGCUUUGAUUGCAUAUCUAUAAGUACUGAAAAUCGAUCGGAUGUUGAGAAGUUCAUAGAGAACCGGAUGGAUAAGAUGCCAGCGUUGACCGAUCACGCCCGCAUGGGAAUAUCAGAGCUGAGAGAUAAUAUUCGAGACAGAUUGUGUGCACAAACUAAAGGCGAUUACUUCAAGAUACAAAGGACCCUCGACCAUAUCAGCUCCCUGGAAUAUAAAACAGAUAUCAAACAGGCUCUGGACGAUGCAAGCAAGGAACGUUCGCAGCAGAUAACCGAGGAAAUCGAAACAAUGAACGAAAGCCGCUCAGAAAAAGAACUGUUGGAAAUCAAUGAAAUUGUACGCUGGAUUGUUUAUGGCAAGGAUCUCCUCACGCCAAAGCAGAUGUCUGCAGCUCUAUAUGUACGAAGCGGGGAGCCGUCGUUGCUGCCCCUUGAGCAAAAGUUCAAGAUCAAAUAUCCGCUUUUCGAGGUGGAUAGGAACGGCAAGGUUGAUUUCCGAUCGUCUGAGAUUGAGCGCUAUAUUCCUCUGAGAAAAGCUACCCAUGAGUUGGAGGAUUCGUAUGGUAAAGAGGCGGCACAAGCCGCAGAAGUUGCCAUGGUCAAGCACUACCUCCUCACGGUGUGUCCUUCGGAGGUUUAUACCAAGUUGAAGUUUGAGGCCUACCUCGCGCAACUGAUCAAGCCCAAGGGUAUCCGUAUCAAUAAGGAUGACCCACAUACGGGCGAGACAAAGAUGGCCUUGACUUGUUUAGACGUCCUGACAGAAGAGACUGAUCGAAAACGAAUGCGACUCCUUAAUUAUGCACGGAAAUACCUCUUAGAUCAUUUGUCAGCUGUUGAUUUAGCUCUGGCAGAUACUGCUUGCAAGAGCGCAGUGGGUAUACGCUUGGCGAAACUGUUUACCGAGGGCAGUUCAAUCGAUAUCUUACUACAUUGUGACAAGUCUGUUGAUGACCCUACUCUUCGAUUCAAGAUACGACGUUAUUGGCUUUACAGUAAUGACAGUGUUAAUACCAUCCUCAGAUGGUUUGGCGACUCUGCUGUUACCUCCGAGAUUUCCGACACGGCGACGCGGGCUUGGGUCGCGAAGGUAGCCUCUGAGGCAGAGCCGGAUGAGGAUCUAAUGAGACCUGCUGCAAAGAGAAUGGCAGUGCAUUUUCUACAAGAGGCGCAUUCGGAAUCAUUUACAAAGGACGCGUUCCUCUUCAUUGCUGGUUUCGUAAAUAAGAUUGAGCGUCGCAAGGGUGUUGUCACCCACGAAGUGAAUGACCCUAGCUAUGUUUAUUCGGUCGAAGAAAUAGAGAACGUUGAAAAUUGGUGUCAAACGGUGUUGGAUGUCAAGAAAAAGAAUUAUUUGUGGCACAUUCAAAUGGGCAACCUGUUGGAGGUGCUUGGGCUCCCCAGGCUCGCUGAGGCUAGAGCUCGUCAAGCCUUGAUGCUUGAUCCGCAAGACUGGCGAGCUUCAUAUUUGCUAGCAAAGCUAGUCGGGACCAAGGAGGGAAUCGAGAUUCUAGCUACUCCUAUUGGGGAACGUCUUGCAUCCGACACCCAGUGGCAACAAGAUCCUGUCCAGCGCAUCGGGUUUGCCAAGCUCCUAUACAUGUUUGGGCUACUUUACUGGGAAGACAGAUGUCCGAGCAAAGCCAUUGCAUACUGCAAAAUGGCAAUGGAACUUGACCCUACAAACUAUGAGCGGGUGACAAUGGUUUUGAGUUCUCUCGCUACCGAGGGCCGGUGGGAAGACAUCAUAGUAUCUCUGAAAGGAGUAAAAAAUUCAGCACACGUCUCACAGGGAUUGCCGGAGAUGGUAAUAGAGCUCUGGAACGCUGACCGGUUCCACCAGAUUUUCCUGCAAGCAGCACUACGGACAAAGCACUUUAAUCUCCUCGAAGAGACAUACGAACUUGCAAUCAAUCUCCUUCUAGAGCGCCAGGAGCGUGCCAUAUUAUGUUAUGUCCGAUAUUAUUAUGCUACAGCAAUAUACUCACUGCGAGAUCGAGAAUCUAAGGCGAUUUCUGAGUGGGAGAAAGUGUUGGUCGAAGUUCCCCAAUCCCAUUUGUAUACCAUUCUGCCGUUGUUGGUUAGCAAACUCGGUCCUCUCUAUCUCCAUAAGGCACGGACGUCGGGGGACGACACAGAUGCUGCUUCUUCAUACCUCCAGAAGCUUGAGACCUUAAUUCCGGAUGGAGCGCCUGGGGCCGACGCACUCCUCCCGCCGAAGCUUUAUCUUGCGCGGUACUACCAGACACAGGGAGACGUACUACGAGCUAAACAAAUCACUCGAGAGAUUGUGAAGCAGGCUCUUGAAAUACUGUCAGACGAUGAUGAAGACAAUGACAAAUACGCCUAUUUUAAUCUGUUGACUGUGUUUCUACCCCUGGAGGAUAACAGGAAUAUGCUAGCAAGUUUGGCCAUGAUGUCACUCAACACUUCCGACACUGGAAUCCUCUACUGUGAUGGAGACUGUGGGAAUUCCUGGUCAUAUUUGGGAGAGAUGCUGUGGUGUAAGGAUUGCAUUGACUUCCAGAUUGACAAGGAAUGUCACCGGAAACUUUGCGAUGGCGUCCUUCCCUUCACGGUCUGUCAUAGAAGCCAUGACUUUCUCCACAUUCCCGGAAGGGAGUCAAUCACCCAGGAUAUUCCGGUGGGCUGCGUGCCUUUCGGAGAAGCGGUCAUAACUUUGGACGAAUGGUUGGAGCUUAUUAGAAGGAAUUAUGUUUAUAUUGAGCACUGAUUCAGAGAAACCCAUCGUACAUACAUACAUU
Aspergillus pseudotamarii is the source of this 4564-nucleotide messenger RNA. RefSeq lists its product as uncharacterized. The transcript has 2 exons. The record is from RefSeq and is a predicted model, not a curated record. The coding region runs from base 295 to 4533 and encodes 1412 amino acids. Lineage: Eukaryota; Fungi; Ascomycota; Eurotiomycetes; Eurotiales; Aspergillaceae. Gene Ontology annotation, molecular function: protein binding.